AUGUCUAUUCGAGAAAAUCUUGAUUCUAUUGAAAUACCAUCUGGACGUAUUGAUGCUGAUGAUCAUCUUCUUCAAAGUCAUCUUGAAAAAGGAAGUCGUAAUGAAAUAUAUACAAGUUCAUCUGUUCAAAACGAAAUUAUUGAACUUAUUCAUGAGUAUAUUUUGUCGUCCAUUCUUGGUUGUUUGGGUCCAUCAACACUCUACUCUAUAAUACUCGGUGGACCCCCUGGUUCAUCUAACGUCGAACAACUAUGUGUGCUCAUUCGAUAUGUCAAUCCGGACCCACAUGAAAUUCGUGAAGAUUUUCUUGCUUUUGUGCUGACUACUUCGUCAACUGGUGAAGCUAUUGUCGAUCACAUUUUAUCAAGUUUGAAGCGGUAUCAACUUCCAUCAAACAAUUGUAUUGGACAAGCAUAUGACGGUGCUCCUAGUAUGUCUGGUGUUUUUAAUGGCUGUCACGCUAUUGUUAAACGAUUAUGUCUUGAUGCUGAAUAUAUACAUUGCAGUUCUCAUGCGCUUAAUCUUUCUCUUAUUGAUUCAUGCACAUCUCAUUUUAUUCGAAACAUGUUCGGCAUCAUCAAAUCUGUAAAAAAACGGAUGUAG
This is a messenger RNA of Rotaria sp. Silwood2, 603 nucleotides long. Lineage: Eukaryota; Metazoa; Rotifera; Eurotatoria; Philodinida; Philodinidae. The record is from the annotation of a GenBank genome assembly.